Molecule: messenger RNA, 3755 nt
Organism: Siniperca chuatsi (mandarin fish)
Lineage: Eukaryota; Metazoa; Chordata; Actinopteri; Centrarchiformes; Sinipercidae
Gene: ero1a
Product: endoplasmic reticulum oxidoreductase 1 alpha
Exons: 15
Coding region: 69-1442 (457 amino acids)
Biological process (GO): protein folding in endoplasmic reticulum
Cellular component (GO): endoplasmic reticulum; endoplasmic reticulum membrane
Molecular function (GO): protein-disulfide reductase activity; FAD binding; thiol oxidase activity
Source: RefSeq, a predicted model, not a curated record
UUGCUCUUGCAUACACACACACACACACACACACACACACAGAGUGCGGUGUCGGUUUAGAGGUCGCUAUGAAGCCGGUGGUCUUGCUGCUCCUCCUCCUCCAGGUGUCCGGAUCUGCAGACAGCAGGUGCUUCUGUCAGGUCACAGGUGACCUGGAUGACUGCACUUGUGACGUGGAGACCAUCGAUGGCUUUAACAACAACCAGCUUUUCCCCAAACUUCAAACUCUCCUGGAGUCUGACUAUUUCAGGUUCUACAAGGUGAACCUGAAUAAGCCGUGCCCGUUCUGGACGGCCAGCAGUCACUGUGGUCUGAGGGACUGCGCUGUGAAGCCCUGCUCUCCCAACGAGGUGCCGGAGGGGAUCCGAUCGUCCUCCCACAGCAAGUAUUCAGCAGAAGCAAACGAGCAGCUGGUUGAGUGCGAUCAGGCGGAGCAACUUGGAGCCGUAGAUGUCUCUUUAAGUGACAAGACCAGAGAGGCGCUGCUCAACUGGAGCAAACACGACGACGAGGCAGAACGCUUCUGCGUGGUUGACGACGAGGAGUCACCAGACUCCCAGUAUGUCGACCUGCUGCUGAACCCGGAGCGCUUCACGGGCUACAGAGGACCGGAGGCCUGGCAGAUCUGGAACAGCAUCUAUGAGGAGAACUGCUUCAAACCAUAUACCGUCAAGCGACCGUUAAUUCCCAACUUGUUCCACAGCAGCUCAGGAAGUGAAGCAAAGACCUUCUACAGCUGGCUGGAAGGUCAGUGUGUAGAGAAGAGAGCUUUCUACCGGCUCAUCUCUGGCCUCCAUUCCAGCAUCAACAUACACCUGAGCGCCAGAUACCUCUUGGAUGACAGCUUGUUUCAGAGCAGGUGGGGUCACAACGUGUCAGAGUUCAGACAGCGUUUUGAUUCGGAGCUGACGGCCGGCGAGGGGCCCAAGAGGCUCCGCAACCUUUACUUCCUGUACCUGAUAGAGCUGCGAGCGCUGGCCAAAGCUCUGCCCUUCUUCCAGCAGCCGUCCUUCCAGCUGUACACCGGCAGACCAGAGGAGGACCGAAAGCACAAAGAGCUGCUGCUGCACAUCCUGCAGCUGGCCAGAUCUUUCCCUCUACACUUCGAUGAGACGUCUCUGUUUGCUGGGGAUGAAAAGGAAGCCGCCAAACUGAAGGAGGACAUCAGACUGGCCUUCCUCAACAUCUCCAGGAUCAUGGACUGUGUGGGCUGCUUCAAAUGUCGACUGUGGGGGAAACUGCAGACUCAGGGAUUAGGAACAUCCCUAAAGAUUUUGUUUUCAGAGCGGCAGAUUGAAGCUCUGCCCACGUCCAGCGUCCAGCGACCUCGUUUCCAGCUCAGCCGACAGGAGGUCGUCUCCCUGCUCAAUGCCUUUGGAAGGAUUUCUACAAGCAUCAGAGAGCUGAAGAACUUCAGAUCGCUGCUCGCAGAGGAGCGGUGACGACGUCGAGACGAGUCCGGCUUCACCCAUCAACUCUUCUGCCUCAGUCCUGCUGAAAUAUCACGUCACAGACUACUAUCAGAGUUUAGCAUGAAGAAAGAUCAGGGCCCUCUUCUUCAAACGUGGCUUAACUAAUUCAGGCUAACAUACUGUUAAACGGCUAAAAUACUCCUGUUUAUUCUCAUCCUGCUAAUUUGGUUCUUUGAAAGCAGUUUGAGGAUCGAUUUGCUGAACCUGGAUGAAGUUACCUUGAAUAAAAGUGCGCUCUUAUUUUGAAAUAAAAGUAAAACUGUUGAAACCAUGAUCAGCAUUCAUAUGAUUGGCUGUGUGCUGAUCAUGUGAUUGCAGUUACAUGAGGUAGGUGUGUUGAAAUCCUCCCAGCAUGCACUGGGGCGAUAGCUUCAUGGAUAUAAGUCUUAUUUUAUGUGUUCCUGCGUUGCUACGGGUGUCGUUUUUUCCCCUACGUUGAGCUCCACGAUGUUUCCACACUGUUAAACAAUGAGAUGUUGGUCAGAUGUGAUGUUGGUGAGGUUCUCCCUGAUGGACGUGCCACAGACUUUUAAGUGCUAAUUAUAAGCCUGACGUGAAAAAUUCAAACCUUUCUAAAGUCUCUAAAAAAAGCAGCUUUAAUUGUGUGAACAAUUUCCAGCAAAGUGCGUUCUGCAGUUAUUAAAUUAAUAAGUUUUAGUUUUCAAAUGACAAAUUCCCAUUUUAAUGUCAAAUGAAUUGCCGUAUGCUCUGGCUCCGUCGGUCUUUUAACAGUCAGAAUCUUUUAUUUGAGUUUAUGGCUUUUUGCUCAAAGCGUCUGAAACUACAUUUGGUUUGGUUCUUUUUUGUUUACAAACUUUUAUUUUGUUUUUUCAUGUAUACAAAAUAGGUAACUCUUCAUUAUGAAAAUUUAAUUGUAAUUACAUCAAAAGAUCAUAGUGGUUUCCCAAUAACCUGCAUGUUCUCAUUUAAAAUCAUAAUUAUUAUAUCAACACUCUUUCACAUUAUAAAUCUAAGAAAGCAGCCAUUUGUAUUUGAAAAUGACUUCAUGUUUGGGGUUCACCCUAAAACGUUGUGUCAUGACCCAGCUAACUUUCAAUAAGCUGUACUUUUGCAGGUUUGUGCUUAAGGGCUUGUUGCUAUGACAACAGUUCCAGUUUAAUAUUAAACCAGCUUUGAAGAACUUAAAAAAAAUCCAGACUCAUGUCAAAUCAUGAAUUUUCUAAUCUGGAUAACUCGGUUAUCCAAGAACGGCCCUCUCUAGAGCCGGUGUAGGGUUUGUCCGUUCUGGGCUACUGUAGAAACAUGGCGGUGCAAGAUGGCGGCCUCCGUGGAAGGGGACCCACUCCCUCUGUAGAUAUAAACGGCUUAUUCUAAGGUAAUAAAAACACAACGAUUCUUAUUUUCAGGCGAUUAUACACUAAUGAAAACAUACUUAUAAAUAUUAUAUUCCAUUUCUGCCAAUAGCUCCUCCUAAAUGUUACACACUGGACCUUUAAGUCAUUUUUCUUAAAUUAAAAUGAGAUUUGAAGUUUUGAGAAGUCACACUUCUGGUAAUAUUUCAACCUUCCUCCAGGUGCCUGUUAUUACUAAUGUGGCUUAAAGUAUGUUGCUGAGUGAAACUGUAAUAAUCCCAGUUAUGGGAGAGACUCAAGAGUGUAAGCGUCUCCAAAUGUGAUAUAUUUUUUUUUUUAGAGAAUUCAGAGAAGGAACGAGAAUUCAAACGUGCUUCUUUAUAUGAAAAUGUGCUUUGACUAAUUGAAUAAUUUCAGAUAAGGUUCAUGCAUGAACUGACUGCAAUCUGACACAUUAAAGCAGCGGCCAGUUGCACUGUGUUGUUGCGAUAACGCUGGCAUCCUGAGGAUGGCGCUGUUUGUAAAGCAAAUUAAUUUUUACUGAUAAAUGCAAAAUGUACUGUGCUUUGGAAAGUCUUCAUUUAAUGUAAAGAACAUGUGCAGUGUGUUAAGGUGAAGAACUGUGUGGGAAUUUCAUUUUCAGACUGAUGAUUUUCUUUACUACCAAGACCAUGACCUAUUGCUUAACCUCUGUGUGUGUGUGUGUGUGUGUGUGUGUGUGUGUGUGUGUUAACCCAGUUCUAUCAGUGGGUCUGGGUUAAUGGUGCCUUCAGGUACACCUCGAGAACUCAGUGUUUCGUGUUUAGCUCGUUGGUUGACAUUUAUUCAAGAUUUAAAAAAAAACAAAAAACUUUUCAUCACAAAUAAUACUGAAACUUGUUUGUGUGCUGGUGUUAAAUUUUAGAAAUCUGUCAGGACAGAUGAUGAAACAUUUGUACAUUACAUUAAUAAAAGUUUUGACACAGGUGUA